UGUCAUUCUUCAACGCUGACGCGUUACCUUUAUCGUGAGCUCGUCACAGUUGAACGUCAAGCUUGUGCUAUAACUGUCCAUCUAAAUUGCUCGAAUACUGUACAAGUCGAUGUCAAAAAAGUACCUACUACGCGUACGUGAAAGGAGCAGCAGCAGCAGCACAGGGUUGAGGAACUAAUGGCGGUAGGAGAAUCUCUGAUCUGCCCCAAAGGUAAGGUCGGCACUAAAGGCAAGAAGCAAAUCUACGAGGAGAAUGGGGCGACACUCAAGUUCUACACCAGAGUAAUUUUGGGAGCCAACGCGAUAUACACUGCGUUAAACCUCUUGGUCUUCUAUAGCUCUUCAACGUUUUGGACAUGGUUUGCCCUGGUGUUUGCACUAGCAGUGUAUGUGGGCAGUUACCGCUCCAUGACUGCCAUGGCCAAAGCAGUGUUUGGUGAGGAUGGGAGUUUGCUGGACGGAGGAAUAGAUCUGAACAUGGAGCAGGGGAUGGCAGAGCAUCUGAAGGAUGUUAUCCUGCUAACUGCCAUAUUACAAGUGCUCAGCACCAUCUCCUCCUGGUUCUGGUAUCUUUGGCUGCUGGCCCCGGCCCGUGCAAUGUUCCUGCUGUGGGUGAACUUCCUAGGCCCCUGGUUUUCGGCCGAGACCCCUGGUGCCGCCCCAGAGGAGGUGAAUGAGAAGAAGCAGAGACGACAGGAGCGCAGACAGAUGAAGAGGUUCUAGCUUGGCCGACUGCCGCGGUAUUUCUAUACACAGAAUGAGUCUAAAUACAGACAGCCAGGAACUCUACGGUUAAGUUAUUCAGGAGGAACUUUUGACGUGUGCCCAAAGACAUCCAGGUAUGGAUAAAGAACUGAACCGGACCCUGUGGGUUAUCUGGUUUCCCUUUUUCGCCCCAUCCCUCAUCCUUCCCUUUCUUCCUCUCCCCUCUAGCCCUAUCCCUUUUUCUUUACAUCUGGAGAGGAAAUCGUCCUUGUUGGGCUGAUGACAUCAUCAUCACCACCAAUACGUGCUGUCAUAUACCUUGACCUGUCAUUUGUUUACAUUCAAUUGUUCAUAAUCUAGGUCUAUGUAUCGCAUCAAUUUCAUCUGAACUAGUGAAAAGGAUGUGGUGAUCUUACCCUAUGGCAGACAUUUUUAUUUUAGACACUGCUCAUCAGCUCACACACUCAUGCCCAAUUCCAAAUAGACAACUAGCAACAACCACCUAGGUGUUAAUCUAGA
Molecule: messenger RNA, 1224 nt
Organism: Oncorhynchus tshawytscha (Chinook salmon)
Lineage: Eukaryota; Metazoa; Chordata; Actinopteri; Salmoniformes; Salmonidae
Product: transmembrane protein 208
Exons: 6
Coding region: 178-723 (181 amino acids)
Biological process (GO): vacuolar protein processing
Cellular component (GO): intracellular membrane-bounded organelle
Source: RefSeq, a predicted model, not a curated record